Racocetra fulgida is the source of this 187-nucleotide messenger RNA. The record is from the annotation of a GenBank genome assembly. NCBI's taxonomy places the organism in Eukaryota, Fungi, Glomeromycota, Glomeromycetes, Diversisporales, Gigasporaceae.
AAUAGCGAUAAUGUGUUUUCUCUUCAACCACAGAACUCAGAAGAAGAUCCUCAAAUAAUUGGACAAAUAAUAUAUCAUAGAACAGAACCAAUCGAUGUCGCCUUAAUUAAUUUAACAGGUUCAGUCAAACCAUUACAAAAUAUAAAAAAUUUAGAUUCCAACCAAUAUCCCGAAUUAUUCAUAACUG